UGAUUCGGAUCUCAGUAGAAAGGAUGAGCGAGACGUUUGGCCGAUUGCUCCGGGUUACCAGGGGUCGAUGUACUCGAAAGUCGAAGCUUUCCCGACUCAUCAUCAUGCUCGAGUCUCUAUUAACGAAAUUUCUAAUGCGAAUUUAUGAUAUAAUUCUACUAAUUCUACAAAUUAAUUAUUCACGAUCGAUCGGCAUUAGUUCGGGAUUACCGGCCAGAAAUCAUCGUCGACUUCGUCCUGCACCGCCUAAACCACGAUUCGACGGAGUUUUCGAAGACGGCCACAAUCAUGAAGAAAUUGCUAAUAACAUAAACUCUUGGCGCCCGAGUAAUCCACAAUAUAUUUGGGAACUGAGCGGUCUACACGAAGGUGAUAUAAUGAUCCAUCCUGAUAGUCCAUCAUGGAAAAACGGUAUUCUAGACACUAAAGCACGAUGGCCCGGUGGUGUCGUGCCGUAUUUCAUACAGAAAGAUGAAUUUGAUGAGAGCCAAAUCGAAUUGAUCAAAGAAGCGAUGCAGGAGUAUCACAAAAAGACCUGCUUGCGUUUUCGGCCUUACAAAGAUACUGACGACGAUUACGUGACAAUACAAGCGAAAAACUCGGGAUGUUGGUCCCUGGUCGGCCGUCACGGUCAUGGACAGGUCUUGAAUCUACAGAAUCCGGGAUGCGUUCAUCACGGUGUUGUCGUACACGAAUUUAUGCACGCCUUGGGCUUUUACCAUCAACAGAGCGCCGCGAACCGAGACGAGUGGGUCACCAUACAUUGGGAUAACAUCAAGCCUGGCAAGGAGCACAAUUUCAAUAAGUACGAUAAUCGCACUGUGACCGAUUAUGGCAUCGGCUACGAUUACAAGAGCGUCAUGCAUUACAGUUCCCAUGCCUUCUCGAGAAAUGGAGAACCUACUAUUACGCCGAAGAAAGAAAAGGUAAAACUUGGUCAGCGAGACGGACUCAGCGAAAAGGACGUAGCCAAAGUGCAGGCAAUGUAUAAAGAGCAAUGUAGCAAUCGUGACACGAAAGAAAAUGACAGCGAUUCAUCUAAUUCUUCUGAAGAAAUUUCUAUGGGAUGGAUAUUCGAUUAA
Molecule: messenger RNA, 1082 nt
Organism: Linepithema humile (Argentine ant)
Lineage: Eukaryota; Metazoa; Arthropoda; Insecta; Hymenoptera; Formicidae
Source: RefSeq, a predicted model, not a curated record